GACUAAACGCUGGCUGCAUCCUUCCUCCAGCAGGGCUCUCUCCACUCUCCCUGCUGCACUCUCCUCCUCUUUCUCCUCCAGCUCUGAUUGAAUCCACCCUGGCUGUCUUCCUCACUGACGGUAGCAGCACCAUGCUGUUGCCGUAACACUGUCCUUCCUGCCUGUGUUGCGUCUCUGGAAUACUCGGCUGCCUCUUCCUCCUCCCCCUCUUCCUCCUCCCCCUCUUCCUCCUCAUCUGGUCCAGUCUCAGGGCUCCACGGAGCAGGAUUCUCGCCUCCAGCCGUACGUUUGGCUUUUUCUUUGCUGGAAAGGGGUUCCAGUUACUGGUGGGACUGGCGCUCUCACUCACCAUCUUGCCCAGAUCUGAGGAGGGAGCCGAGUCCGCUCCUCCACCAGGUUUUUGUCUCUCUUGCUCGUCGUGCAAAAAUCUAUUCCAACAGUUACCCCUGAUCUGUUCCCGGAGACCCCCCUUGUGACCCCCCUGUCCUCUGGGCGGGCCGGCCCUGCUCCGCCGAGGGCCCGGAGGCGCAGCAGCACUGAGACUGCAGCCAGGGCCCGGCCCUCUGGCUCACCAGCCCCCCCCAGCAGAGGCAGCAUGGAGGUGGGUAUGCGUGUGGUGCGUGGCUUGGACUGGAAGUGGGGGAACCAGGAUGAUGGCGAGGGCCACGUUGGCACCGUGGUGGAGAUCGGCCGGCAGGGCAGCACCACCACACCGGACAAGACGGUGGUGGUGCAGUGGGACAGCGGCACGCGCACAAACUACCGCACUGGUUACCAGGGCUCCUACGACCUGCUGCUCUACGACAACGCCCAGAUUGGUGUACGCCACUCAAACAUCAUCUGUGACAGCUGCAAGAAGCACGGCAUCAUGGGUAUGCGCUGGAAGUGUAAGGUGUGCUUUGACUACGACCUGUGUACGCAGUGCUACAUGAACAACAAGCAUGACCUCGGCCAUGCCUUCGAGCGCUACGAGACUGCACACUCGCAACCAGUGAGCUUGGCACCGAGGCAGAACCUCCCACGCAUCAUCCUCAGAGGAAUCUUCCAAGGCGUGAAAGUAGUUCGUGGACCGGACUGGGAUUGGGGCAGCCAAGACGGAGGGGAAGGCAAGGUUGGGAAGGUAGUGGACAUUCGUGGCUGGGACACAGAGUCUGGCCGAAGUGUGGCCAGUGUCACAUGGUCCAAUGGCACCACUAAUGUCUACAGAAUGGGUCACAAAGGCAAGGUGGACCUCAAAUACGUAUCAGACGUACAGGGAGGCUUCUACUACAAAGACCACCUUCCAAAGCUAGGAGAGCAUGCUGAGCUGCAGAGGCAGGAGAGUGCAGACAGCCACAACUUCCAGCAGGGAGACAAGGUGAAGUGUCUCCUUGAGGUGGACAUCCUCAGGCAGAUGCAGGAGGGACAUGGAGGUUGGAACCCUAAAAUGGCUGAGUACAUCUGCAGGAUCGGGACGGUCCACAGGAUAACGGAUCGGGGGGAUGUCAGAGUUCAGUACAGCAACAACAUUCGCUGGACUUUCCACCCUGGGGCCCUCACUAAGGUGAAUACUUUUGGUGUUGGAGAGCUGGUGCGGGUGCUGGAGGAUAUGGACAACGUAAAAAGACUUCAGGCCGGCCACGGAGAGUGGACUGAUAGCAUGGCACCUGCUCUAGGCCAGGUUGGCAAGGUGCUGAAGGUUUAUGCGGAUGGGGACCUCCGAGUGGCCUUCGGAGGCCAGACCUGGACCUUUAACCCCGCGUGCCUCUCGGCCCAGUCCCUGGAGGUGGACGCUAACCUCAUGACGGCCGAGAACCCCAUCGAAUCCGGAAACACUGUCAUCUCAGUCCUGGAGAAGCUGCUGUCCCAGUCCACGGAGCAGGACAACCCCAGCCGGCUGGUCAUCGAGGCGGCACACGGUAGUGCGAACAAAGUCAGGGAGCUGGUCCAGAAAUACCCCGACAAGGUGGAUAUCAAGAACCAAGGGAAGACGGCCCUGCAGGUGGCCGCCCACCAGGGCCACAUGGAGGUGGUGAAGGCUCUGCUCCAGGCCAACAGCUCCAUCGAGGUGAAGGAUGAAGAUGGAGACACUGCCCUGCACUACACGGCAUUCGGGAACCAGGCGGAGAUUGCGCGGCUGCUGCUGAGCAAGGGGGCCAAUGUCAACCUGCUGAACAACUCCAUGUGCACGGCCCUGCACAUCGCCGUGAACAAGGGCUUCACUGACGUGGUGCGCGUGCUGACGGAACACUCGGCCGACGUCAACCUCCAGGAUUCGUACGGUGACACACCGCUUCACGACGCCAUCGCCAAAGACUUCCGGAACAUCAUUGAGAUUCUGGUGGUGGUCCCCAGCGUUGACUUCACCCAGCAGAAUAACCGAGGCUUCAACCUGCUGCACCACGCUGCUCUCAAAGGCAACAAGCUGGCCACUGAGAAGAUCCUGGCCAGAGCGCGUCAGCUGGUGGACGUCAAGAAGGACGACGGCUUCUCAGCUCUGCACCUGGCGGCCCUCAACAACCACAGAGACGUGGCUGAGAUCCUCAUGAAGGAGGGCCGCUGUGACGUCAACAUCCGCAACAACCGCCACCAGACGCCCCUGCAGCUGGCGGUGACGCAAGGCCACGGGGACCUGCUGCAGCUGCUGGUGGCCGAGGGGGCCGACGUCAACGUGGAGGACGAGGACGGCGACACGGCCAUGCACGUGGCUCUGAGCCGGCCGCAGCUGGCCAACGCCACGCUGGCCCCCGCCGCCGCGCCCCUCGCCAUCCCCGCCACCACCACCAACGCCCCCCCGGCCCCCCUGGGGGGCGAGGGCUCCUCCUCACUCUACUGCCGGUUGAGUGGUUCGGGAUUGCUGGGGAACACAGAGCUGAGCGUGGGUGCUGCCAUUGCCUGCUUCCUGGCGCAGGAAGGCGCCGACAUUAACUACGCCAACCACAAAGGCAAGAGUCCGUUAGACCUGGUGGCAGAUAGUGCUGUGCUGCAACUCAUCAAGAACUUCUCCGAGAAGCACAGGUUGCAGAGGCUGCAGGCCAUCACGUGUGGCCAGAGCCUGAGCAGUGGCAGUCUGCGGCGGGUCCACACCACACCCAACACCAUGACCAACCUGGCCAUGCCCGCCCCUCCAGGGCCCAGCGAGUGCCUCAUCUGCUCUGAGCUGGCCCUGCUCAUUCUCUUCUGCCCCUGCCAGCACAGCGUCGCCUGCGAAGAGUGUGCCCAUCGAAUGAAGAAAUGCAUCAAAUGCCAGGUCACAAUCACCAAGAAAAUAAGACAAGACCAGACAGAGGUGGACUGCAGCCCGGUCUCUGAGAACUCGGAGCAGCACAACCUGCUGGAGCAGCUGCAGUGUCGCUACCGGCAGAUGGAGGAGCGCAUCACCUGCCCCAUCUGCAUCGACAACCACAUCAAGCUGGUCUUCCAGUGCGGGCACGCCUCCUGCAUCGACUGCAGCGCCGCGCUCAAGACCUGCCCCAUCUGCCGGCAGACCAUCCGGGAGCGCAUCCAGCUCUUCGUCUGACCUUUGACCCCCCCCUCUCCUAUCGCCCGUCUUCUUUCCCACCAACCCCCAUACCACCACCACCACAACCCGUUUCUCAAAGGUCCCUUCUCUCCCGCCCGCCAGUUGAGUUGUGAGGGACCACGUGGGUGACUGGUCUGUGGGCGAUGAUAUUCAGCCAUGCUAGCGGCCGUCCGUGUCUCUGUCCCUGGUGGUGAGUAGCUCUCUGUCACCUGCGCUGCGUCACGUGGAGCGGCUCCACACCAGCCUGUUCUCCAAGGUUCCCACGCCGUGUUGUGUUUGAACUAGUCUUGCACGGGACAGGACACCGUCGUGCUAACUGUGUUGCUGCCCGCCACUGCAUGGAAAAAAAGGUUUGUCCCCUCUUGACGAGCGACAGCUGUGGAGCAGCUUGGGUCGGAUCAUGUGAGGAGAGGGUGACGUGCUCAUCCCUUCUCUCUCAUUGGUGCCCAGGGAGGAAGUCUCUCCACCAAUAGGGUUGAAGUCCCUCCCAGGUGAGGCUGUCUUCCCACCUUCUGAACCCCCCCUCCCUACCUUUGCUGCUUAAAGUGGAUGUCUCCCCCCCCCUCCCCCACACACACACCCGCCUGUCUUGCCUCCCCUGUUUACAAAGCUGCAGAGAAACAGUCUGAUGUCUAACACCCCCCCCCCCCCCCCCCCCUUGACUCCUGUGAAUUCUGUUUGCUCUUGUUUGUAUCAAGCUCUUUGUAAUCAGUGUUAGUCUCUGGAGAGGGUGAUGGUAUAACUAAAGGCUCUCUGUAUAGUCCUUUCCCUCUCGUCUGUAUGCAGGGGGAAACCCUUUAUAUGCAUGAGUAUAUGCAUACUGUAAAGCUGAAAAGACUUUGUGUGUUGUGGGUUUUUGGUUACAUUUGUGGUUCUAUGUAAUGGUAAUUAGUACAUAUUUAUUUAUGUCUGAAAGGUGUUUCUAUUUAGCAAUGUCUUAUUAUUUUUUAUGUUUGCUUGGCAACAAGGAUUUUUCUGCUUAAACGCACCCCAAGCCUAUGUCCUCUACUCAGGGUCUAGAAUCAUUGAAAGCACUUGCAAAACUGCAAAAGGUUGUGAAACGGUUUAAAAGUCAACUCCCUUUUUUACAUGUAGAGUUGUCCAGACAAUUUUGGUGUGCGUUCACCAAAGGAAAAUUAAUUUAACUCAACAGAAACAGACACGAACGUUGGUUCAACGGCAAAAUCUCAUCUAGCUCACUUCAACCUUACCUUUAAUGCUUAGUUAUACAAUGAAUGUUUAUCAUAUUGUAGUGGUUUCCUUUAUAAAUAGUGCAAGUCAUUAUCCUUACACCAUCACUCAGCACAUAUAGAGCACCGCUUGGUUUUGUAGCUUCUCCGCUUCACAUCGAAAGCAUGAUCUGCGACCUCUGAAGCCUGCCUGAAGAGGGGGUGUCUGCAGUCCUGUGUGGGCUACAUGGGAAGGGUGCUAGCUGUGUGCUAGCAUCAUCUUGAUAACCCCGCUCCACACCUCAGGUCAGCUUCAGACUCUGUGUCUGGAGGCAGGUGGGCUCGCUGCAUGAAGGAACGUCACCAUAACCACUAAUGAAAACAGAAUAGAAAGGAGUACAAGACAACACGGUGGGAACUCCACCAAAUCAGAGCCAAACAUCUCAUUUUGGUUCAUCAAAUCAUAAAGGCGAAUAAGGCCAUCGGUUUUCUUUUCAUGUCGGAUGUUUCGCUUUGAUGCAGAUGUAUUGUAAACAUUUUAAAUUAGAAGGACAGGAAUAAUUCUGUGUUGCAUCUAUAGUUAACGUCCCGCAUCCUUGUCAAGCCUACUUAGAAGAUGUCCUUCCUCUGUCCACAUUUUUGGCAAGCAUUUUGGAUUGUAUUUCAUUUCAUUCUUUGUAAUAUUUAGGUUGUUUUCAGAAGGGCUUAUGCAUUUAAGACAAAAUUGUAUCUAUUUUAUUCUAUUUAAUUUUUUCUAUUGUAAACUUCCAGAGUGGGGUUUUUGUAGAUCCCAGAUUUGGGAGAGCCAAUAUUAAGAUGUACAUUUGAAUGUCAGAAAAUGUAACCUGUUUUACUCUGCCUUUUUGUGGAAAGGUUGUGAAGAUUUUCAUGAGAAGGAGACAGCGAGGGAGAGUGAGAGAAAAAGGAAGGUUUAUUGUGAAGGUUUACUCACGAGAAGUACCACUGCACCAGUGCCAAAUUUGUCAAAGGAUGUGCACAUGCCUGCACGCCCUAUUACUAUGCUGAACUGAGCCUAUACAAGGUUAAAGGCACUAAAACUAAGUAACUAAAGCCCAUCAGUUAAACUGGUGGCUCCCUUACUUGGCUUUCAAAUACAUUGGUCCUUUUCUCUCCAAAGACUGUCAGCUGAUUUGUCCGUUGAGCAGUAGAAUGACUAGUGUCUGAGGGUCCGUUAAUACUGCUUAGAAAGUUGGGAUGACAGUGUGUAGUUUUAACAUCCUCUGUGUCCAUCCAGCAGAGGUAUCAAAGUAUCAAACCAACACGGACACAGUCCUGCUCACCCCGACUAACAACAGAUGUCUCGGAACAGUUUUCCAAAAUCCAUAUAAUCAAUCCCAUUUUUGUAUGGCACAUAAAGAAUUUAAAGAAGCAUUUCUUAUGCCUUGUCAAAAUAACUAGAGAUAAUUUUCAAAAUUAUUUUCUGGUGCUACAAGGUUGGUCAAGCAAGUACAGUGUGCACAGGCAAUAAUGUUAAGAAGAACUUGGAGGUUUGAGGUUUUUACAAGAGGAUUGCAUUAGAAAAAGCAUUACAUAAAAUACUAUUAAAGCAACAGAUGUUACUAUUGGUGUUUGUACAGUACAGCUCUUGGAGUGCUCAUGUUGGCCUUACUGUCCAUUCCUCCUUUUGUUGAUGUUUUUUUUUUCAGUUGUAUUCUGUACUAAAAUAUUUUGCAAUAAAUAUGGAACUGUUUUAUAAGGACA
Messenger RNA from Osmerus eperlanus (European smelt), 6393 nucleotides. It is a transcript of the gene mib2, whose product is annotated as MIB E3 ubiquitin protein ligase 2. NCBI's taxonomy places the organism in Eukaryota, Metazoa, Chordata, Actinopteri, Osmeriformes, Osmeridae. Gene Ontology annotation, cellular component: cytoplasm. The coding region runs from base 596 to 3499 and encodes 967 amino acids. Gene Ontology annotation, biological process: protein ubiquitination. Gene Ontology annotation, molecular function: zinc ion binding; ubiquitin-protein transferase activity; protein binding. The transcript is spliced from 19 exons. The record is from RefSeq and is a predicted model, not a curated record.